AUGAAGGAAGAUGCUCUACAAAUUAAGGUCGCCGCUGCCAUCUACAAAUUCUUAGAGCAACAGGAGCUGCCGAAGACGGCAAGAGCCCUUUUAAAGGAGGCGGCGAGGCGGGAAUGGGACCUGGAAUCGGUGGCCAGCGGAGGUGAACUAGUCGAUUUGCUCGAGAUCUGCGAGGCUAGAGAAACGCAGAAUUUGGGUGAAGAGGUGAAAGGUCCUCCUCCUGAGGGAAAGAAGUCGCGGAAGUUAAAAGUCCCAACUAUUAAGGAAGAAAAACAGCCCAAAAAGAAGUGCCGUUCCGAGCAUGAGAAGGAGACACCUGAGGCAGGGGCGCUGUGUACCACGCCCGAUGAGGAUGCAAGUGCAGUGGGCCGCAUCAGCAAGAAGGCUCGUAAGCAUGUCCUAGUAAACGAAAAUACUGAAGAGCAGCACGAAACACAUGAAUGUACACAAGAAAAUCAAAAGAAAUGCGAUAAUGGAGGUCCAAAGCGCUUUCAAAGAAUCGAUGAUUCUCAGUGGACCUCCGCGCUACCUACAGAACUAAAGGACAACUCCUUCUGGAAGAAGAAAAGCGACAACUUUGCUGUUAAGGCAGCAGAACAGCUGGGGCGUGUUAGGGGAAAGGAUUUCCGCCACGAAAAGAACAAGAAGAAGAAAGCAACAUGGAAGGGUUGCGGAGAAAUCCCCAUGACCGUCAACUCUAUUCAGUUCGCAAGCGACUCUGAAUAG
Molecule: messenger RNA, 726 nt
Organism: Cyclospora cayetanensis
Lineage: Eukaryota; Apicomplexa; Conoidasida; Eucoccidiorida; Eimeriidae
Product: nucleolar and coiled-body phosphoprotein 1
Exons: 5
Coding region: 1-726 (241 amino acids)
Source: RefSeq, a predicted model, not a curated record